Molecule: messenger RNA, 5266 nt
Organism: Passer domesticus (house sparrow)
Lineage: Eukaryota; Metazoa; Chordata; Aves; Passeriformes; Passeridae
Gene: PXMP4
Product: peroxisomal membrane protein 4
Exons: 4
Coding region: 40-696 (218 amino acids)
Cellular component (GO): peroxisomal membrane
Source: RefSeq, a predicted model, not a curated record
CGGGGCGGCGGCCCCGGAAGCGGCGUGCGGCGGGGCGCCAUGGCCGGCGGGGCCAUGGCGGGCGGCGGGGAUUCGCUUCGCGCUCUGCUCCGCGCCGCCAACGCGCUCCUGCAGCAGCGCCGCUACCACGCCGCGCUCGCCGUCAUCAAGGGCUUCCGCAACGGCGCCGUCUAUGGAGCCAAAAUCCGUGCCCCGCAUGCCCUGGUGAUGACUUUCCUGUUCAAGAGUGGAAGUUUAAGGGAGAAGCUGAAGUCCAUUGCCCAGGCCACGUACGCCCACUCCCGGAACCUGGCUUACUUUGUGUUCACCUACAAGGGGCUCCUGGCAGCACAGGCCCGGCUGCAGGGCAAGAAAAUCCCAUUCCAUUCCUUCCUUGCAGCCUGCAUUGGGGGCUGGCUGGUGUUUGGUGACAACAACCCCAUCAACAGCCAGAUCAUCAUGUACCUGCUGUCCCGGAUCCUGUUCGGCCUGUCCCGCCUGGCUGUGGAAAAGGGCUACAUCCCACAGCCCAGGCAGGAUCCCUUCCCUCUGCUGGCUGCCCUGGUCUGGGGGACAGUCCUGUGGCUCUUUGAAUACCACAGGGACACUCUGCAGCCCUCCCUGCAGUCCUCCAUGACCUACCUGUACGAGGACAGUGAGGUGUGGCACGACGUGUCUGACUUCCUCAUUUACAACAAAAGGACUGACAGCAAGUAGGUGCUUCCCUCUAAAACACCUUGGAAUGGGAUGGGGACUCCCAGCAGCUGGGGAAAAGGUUAUUCUGUUGCUCUUGACCUGUGAUUUUUUUUUAAAUGAUCAUCUAUCAAGCAGAGUUGGCUCUUGUCUCCAGGCCAGAAUGUUCUGGGCAGUCUUUUGGCUCCUUUUGGAGCAAGCACACGCCCCACAGAAACUUGUUGCAGUCUGUUUUUAAGAGGCCUUAAUUCCCCUACAAGUGUGGCAUUGGGGUUUGUUCUUUAAAAACUAAAUAUAUUUAUAAAACGACAGCCUGACACUAAGUGCAGAGUAUGAAAACACGUUCUAAGGCUCAUCUGAAUGUUUACAAAUGAUUUUUUGUGGUGCUGUGCUCACUGUGGUGUGAUGGAGGGUGAAGGGAGUGGGGGACCUGCUGAGCUCUGAGAGCAGGGCCAUCAGUUCUUCAUUGCUGUGGAUGGCUGGGAAUCCUGUUUAAACUAAUAUAAGGACAGUUAUGUGCUCCUUGAGAGAGUUCCUCUGCAGUUUUCCCUCAGGGAGACAAUAAAAUGUGUGAGAGCAGAACUGUUAGGAUUGUCUUGUACCAGCCUGGAAAGACUGUUUCUGCUUGGUUUCUUUCCUGCACUUGGGCUGAAUCUGUGCCUCUGCAAAGUGCACUAAUGAAUACCCUGCAAUUACUUUAAACUUAUUUGUAAAGCUUUUAAAAGCUGCUUGAACUAAAUACCAAAAACAGUUAACACAACUUGGGCUCCUCUAUGACCAGGCCUCAGAUCUCAUGCUGGGGAUUUUGUGUUUCUAAGGGAGCAACAUUUCCCAAGCACUUUUCUUUUGGUGGAGCAUGACAAGGGUUUCUCUGAGGUCCAGGAUCUGCCCUCCACAGCAGUGGAAAGUGUUGGCUGUAGCCAGAUUUGAAUCUGAUUUUGUACCUGUAGUUUGUGCAGGCUUAAUUUAAUGCAUUAAUUUAUUAACUUUCUUCCUCUCAAAAACAUUCUGCAGAGCCCCAGGACAGGGCAGCACACCCUGGGCUAUGGCAGAAGAUUGAGUAGAUAGCUGAGAAAGCACAAAAACGGGUUUAAUUAAUCAAUUAAUAAAUUCCAGCUCCUCAUAGUGCAAAGCACUCACCUGCCAUGUAACACUACACAGUUCACCCAAUGAUGUGCAUUGAAAUAAUUCCUGCCACACUGGUUUGAUGUGGUGAUAUUUCCAAGAGAAUCAUUCAAUUCCCUGCUCCCUUUUGGCUCAGCUGGGACUGUUUGGUUCACUUGCCCUGUAUCCACCUGCUUUCCCUGACCUGCCCAUGGCAUUUCAUAAUCCUGCUGAUGCUUCCUUCAUCAUCUUUGGAACUCUUUACCCUCCAGGCUCUGGCAAUUUCUCCAAUGGUACAGCUGAAAUGGUACAUUUAACUUCAGGGAGCUUCUGAGUAGAAAAAAAAAUUCUCAAUUUCAUCUUAAGUUUUCCUUGUCCUCCUAAACUCCUUUAUUACUGUUGCACAUAUUCAGAGUCCUCCUUGCUCUUUAUUUUUCCACUUCGCUUUGUCCAUGCAAAUCCAUGAUGUACAUGGUGCCCAAAAAUCAUGUCUUUGUCAUAAUAACUCUCUAUGAUCCCUUCAACUGCUAACUUCUAAUUAACUGCUGUUACAAUCUGCACUGAAUAAUUGAAUUGGAAACCAUCAGACCCCAUGAAAGCUGUAAAAUCAGGAAUUUGGUUUGUUUAUUUUGGUUAAAUAUUUUUCUCUGUAUAGAGAGCUAUAAAGAUGCAGUACAGAAAAAUUGCUGAAGCUACAGGUGAGGUCUCAUUCCUUUAUAAAUAUCUUUCUUUCCACCAUUGCUGGGUAUUUGAAGCAUCACAAUUUUUCUGUCAGAUGCCUCAGUAUUGUUCCAUCUAAGACCAUUGGUAUUCUGCUAAAAUUGCUGAAUUCCUGCAAGCUUUGAUGGGAUUUCAGAAAGCUGACAGCUCUGGCUUGGGAAUUGCUCCCUAAAACUAUUAAACUCACAAAUCCUUGACCAUGUGUAAUUAUUGCAGCAAAAGAAGCUGUGGGCUGGUUGUGUGGGCUGGGUGUCUCUGAGAAGGCUUUGAUCUGUUAAAUUUGCAGCUUGUGGUUCCCUUAGAGGUGGAAUAACCUUCUCUGCUGGGCAUUGUACCACUGUGGCUGCUGCUGAAGCAGAGAAGGAAGGACCAGUGGCCUUCCUGACCUUUUCACACUGCUCUCUGUCCUCUCCAGAAAAUAAACCCCAGCCAAAAGCCAGUGUCUGCAGUCAGCCUGGCAGCAGUGCCCAUGGUUCAAAGCACCCUUUUUCUCUUGGGAAUCUCUCCCUUUCCGAGGAAGGCUGAGCCUGCAGCCAUCUGCAGGGGGCAGCUGCCAUCCCUGGGUCCCAGCUCCUCCCUGGAGCUCAGCCCUGGGGCUCUGCUGGCCGUUGCUUUUCCUGCUGGGCUGGGGCAGGACGUUAAGCUGCAAGUCACUGCUUUCCCCAGGGAAGUAACUGGGACAGCUCCUUAAUGACAUCAGCCCCCAAGGCCGUUCUGGGAGCAGAUAGCUGGGGAUGAGCCCCUUCUGCUGCCAAGGUGUUGGAACAAUGCAGGCGUGUAGUGGGGAACUGAACUAGAAGUAAUUUGUCUGAGUCAGACUUUUGGGAUAUGUAAGUGACACUCCCUGCCCUCCCCCAGGCCAUUGUGUGGGGAAUGGAGUGCCCUGUUUGGGUUCCCUUUUUAUUAGCAUUAAAAGCAAAAGAAAUAAAAAGAGACAGUUGGGAAGCCACCUGCGUAUGGCCAAGUACUCAAGGAUCACAAAGAAGGGUCAUUUUCUCCCCCAGCCCGACUGGUUUUGAAUUUUAAGAUGAGCAUGGGGUUGUUUGUCUACAGCAACUUUAUUUUACCCCUUGUUGUUUUUCCCUUGACACCUGACUGAUGCUGAGUGUCUCUAAAGAGGAGCAGAGUGUCUCUAUCUGAGUUUGUCAAAAAAAGAGGAACACUGGAUAAAAUUGAUGUGUUUAAAAUGAUGCCUCUCCCUCAGAUUUUAAGCCUCUCUUAGAGGCAGUUUUAAAGGUUAAUGAAUCAAACUGAUCAAAAGUUUUCAGCCAUCCUAAGCUUUUCAAGCAGCCUGACUAUCCUGAGCUAUUAAUCAUUUAUUUUAUGAAGGAACAAAGCAGGCUCAGGGUUAUUUACUGCUGCUGCCUGCUGCCCUGGCAUACCCACUGUGCUUCCCUUCCCUUUGGAGGACAGCUUGUGUGCUGGGCUGGCUCUGGGGAUGGCUGGAGAACCCUUUCCGGGACAAUUGCAUUAUUUAACAAAGGUGAAAAUGAGACAGCUGCCUGACAUUUGGGUUGGGGAAGGUUUUCUGGGCUGUGUUUGAUGCUGGCAGUGAAGGAGAGCAGAAUCUGUCUUUGGCCAUUCAGUGCUGCAGAGGAGGGCUCGAGGGGCUGGGGCUGCUGGGAGCUGUGAGCCUGUGUCUGUAAUGGCACAGUGCAUUUGUCCUGGCCACCAUCCCUGUGUCUGGGCAAUAACCAGAGAACUGGCCCUGUUCAGGGCAUGUAUCAGAGAAUUCUGGGAUGGGACCUUAAAACCCAUCCCACCCCUGCCAUGGCAGGGACACCUUCCACUGUCUGUCCCAGGGUGCUCCCAGCCCCGUCCAGCCUGGCCUUGGGCACUUCCAGGGAUCCAGGAGCAGCCACAGCUGCUCUGGGCACCCUGUGCCAGGGUGGAGAGGGUGCAGAGAAGCUUUGCUGUUGGUGCUGUGAGGCUUUCUGCCCUGCUACAGUAGGUCAAGCUCUGCUUUACACCCAGCUGGGUGUGGGUGGAAGGGCAGAGAUGAUCCCCCAAAGCAGAGCCCCCCUGUGCAGAGUGAGCUGUGCAGCCAGCUGGGAGCUGCCAUGGCUGGAGCCACCAGAAGCCUGUGCAGAUCCCUCCCCAGGAGAAGCUGCUGGGACUGCAGCUCGUUUUCCCUGCAUCAGCACAGAGGUGACCUUUGGAUAGUCCCCGAGCCGUGUGCUGCUCCCUGUUUGUCAGGCUGUGUUUGUCUCCCUGGCUCACGCCAGCCUGAAGCUGAAUGUGUUUUCUGAUGCUGCUUUUGAAACCCACCAGAUAAGGGAGGAGGGAAAAUAAGGCGUCACGUCUGUCUGCCACUGUUAAUAUUUUUGGGGUGUUAAUCUUGAGUUUUCAACCUGUGUGUUCCUACCAGAUUGGUGGGGGAGGUAACUUUUUUAUUUACUUAGAAGAAUCUUCAUGUCUCUGGUGGUGAGGAGGGAGAAAAACAAACUAAAAGCUCUAUAAUACAGGUAUUAUUGCCUCUGCUUUUGAGAUAUAUUUUGUAUUCAUAAUUGCUGUGUAAUCCAGGCCCUGGUUUUCUGAAAGCAUAGAAUAAACUAAAAUAAACUCAGGAAACUUAUGUGACACUGAUCAGAAUGCUUGUAGAAAUAUCUCGGAUUUUGGGUUUAAAACAAUAAAAGGAGAGGGAAGGGGGUUGCUGACAUGGCUCUGUCCACUAUGAAUCACUUUCUUGUGGCCAUUAUUUCUGUAUAAUCACUCUUUGAAUAUUACAAUACUGUGCUUUGUCUACAAAUAAAAAUCCUAAUUUUUUGUC